Molecule: messenger RNA, 1946 nt
Organism: Vitrella brassicaformis
Lineage: Eukaryota; Vitrellaceae
Source: the annotation of a GenBank genome assembly
AGCUUGCUUUCUCGCCGCAUCGCUGCUGGACAGCACUGUCAUGGGCCUGAGCGUUGUCCUCCACCACGCCUGAAUCGCCUGUCUGCCUUCGUAGUAUGCAGCUGUGUGGACACUGGGAAUUCAUACUGUUGAUGUGCUGCUGUUGUGGUGCAUAUGGUGUGGUGUGGCAGGUUCUCUUUCUCCUACUCCUCUGUCGCGUUGCAAUCUGUCGAGGCGGGUGCGGGGACUUGCAAGAUCUGGUUUGCUGAUCGCUGUGGGUGCAUGCGAUACAUUGUCAGUCACCGUGUUGUUUGCUGUUGCUGUCAGCAUCUCGCUGGAUGACCGGAACGUCCUGUCUUGAAGCUUGAAGCCUUAAAGACUUGUUGGCGUGAUGGCGCAGCCCAGUCGCGAGCCUUCAACAUCGUGGAUAAGCUGGCUCCUGGGGUGCUUCUUUGAUACUCUCGCUGGGCUACUCAUGAGGUCAGCGCACACACACCGUCGUUCGUGCGAAAAUGACUCAUCCAGUCAGCAAGCCCCUCUUGCCUUUUGCCCGCUUUGCCGUGGUCAGGCUCCUGCUGGGAAAAGAUCAUCGCUUCUUUGCCGACGGCUAUGGAGAUCUAGCGCGGUGUGAGGAGCUGGAGGGCAUGGUGGACAAGGGCAUUGAUGUGGCCUUCCCUGACAUCCACCACAUGGAGUGGGAGGAUGACACACAUGGGUUGGAGCAGCAGGGGGAGGUCUCUGUCCGCAACGCCUCCUUUGCGAGUCCCUGCGGGGCCUUUACUUGUGAGGAGAGCAAGACCGCCUAUGUGCAGGUGGUGGCGCCGGCAGGGGGCAGGCACGUCAGAGGCGUGGUCAGGACGAAACUCGUGUGUAUCGCUCAUCCAGACUCUCUGUCUGUCUGUGUGUGAUUCCACGUGGAUCAGGUGAUCCACCUGCCGCAGACAGGUGACAUGGGCUACGGCUUUCGCAGGAAGACGCUGGGGAUCCCUCUCGCGCUGGAAGGCUAUGCGUCGAUCAUCCUUGUCGGGCCCUACUAUGGCAAACGGAAGCCGAGGUCGCAGAGGAGACAUUAUGUGCGCAAUGUGGCCGAGUACCUCAUUUCUGCAUCGGUGGGAUGGAGGAGCGAGACAGGGGGGGGGCGAAGGGGAGAGAGAAGACGUGUCUGCCAUUGGCGCAGGGGUCUAUGUGUCUGUAUGUCUGAAUUGUAUGUGUAAAAGACGACCUUUACAGAGGCGGCCAAGUUGGUCAAGUGGGCGCAGCAGGAGUGGCCCGACACACACGUGUGCCUCUCGGGCAUCAGCUACGGAGGCGCCAUGGUCAGCACACCACAGCAAAGAAUGGAUGGAUGGAUGGAUGGACCUGUGUGUGCCAUGCGAUGGAUGGAUCGACUCAGGCGGCGUGUGCGGCGUCUAUCCUUCCCGCAUCUGUUGCGGCCGGGGGCGUGGCUGUCGCUCCCUGCGUGAGCAGCUCUUCCCCGAAGGCCAUCGUUGGGGGCCUGCUCGUGAGCCAGAUCGAUUGGCAGACGCUCAUGGAGGAGAAGAGCCACACCAGACAGCAGGUGGGCCGUCCGUCCUCUCGAACACUCGCGGUCGUGUGUUGACGGUAAAGUGCAUGGCUGCACAUCGAUCGAUGCAUGGUGCAGGCCUACGACCACCUGAGCGAGAUACUGGCCGCCCGUGACCUGCGUGAGCUCAUCCACCACACCCACACCAACGCUCACGUGCACGUGCAGGGCCUCAAGUGCGUGGUGACGACGGCCUCCCACGACAGGUUUGUGGUCCGUAGUGACGGCCUGGCGCUCAUCAAGGAGCUCGUUCGCAUGUGCGGCACAGUGGAGGAGGUGUGGCUGGAGGGGGGCCACGUGAGCUCGAUUGCAAGGUGCACGCGGGUCUUCGUGCCGUCGAUUAGGAGGGCGUUCCAGCUCAUGGACGGCAAAACAUGACUGACCGACCGAGAGCUCGAGGGAG